UUAUUUCAUGAUUGCCAAGAAAUCUGAGCAGGCUUCUGAUCUUCGACUCGUGCGUAAGCGCCUGGCAGCUCGUUUACGGCAACAGCGUUGUCGAGCUCGAAAAAAGGCAGCCAUUGUCGCUCCUGUCAUCAAGCCCCAGGAUGAGUCGAAGCAGAGCCAAUGCCCGGCCCCAAAACAGACCCAAAAUGAUUCGUUUCCUCGGAAUCAGCGUUUAAAAAUUACUCAUAGGGUUGGACCCAAAAAUGAGAGAAUCUGCCAUUCGAUGUACCAGGGUCCACCGUUGCCAUACCAGCAUCGGCUAACCCAAAAUCAGCACAAUGUCGGCCACGAUCGCCACCAUCAUCACGGUAUUUUAAAUCAUCAUUUCGCCGACGUUCCCAGGGCCUAUCACCGCCAAAACAUGUACUAUGGAAGGGCUCAUUACGAAACAUGCCAGCAUCGGAUCGCGAAAAGUUACUAUCCGUCCCAGAUGAAUCGACCUCGGCACGGAGUUAUGGCCCGGCAUUCAUCCAUGAUGAAGCAUACCGUCCCUAGGUUCCAAGCAUCACUGGCCUCUCGCAUGCCAGUUAGUUCUCCCUCAAUGGUAAUUUUACCAAACGUAUCAUCAGACGAUGAAAGCAACAAAUUCAGAAAGCGAACGAAGCCUUGUUUUCCUAUGCCCAAAAAUCCGCCAAGAGAUUCGGCUAGAAAGGGAUCUGUUUGUGACAAAGCAGGCACACCGCUAGCUACAAAAGAACGUGCCGCUAUUGAAGCAAUUUUGUCGCUUGGAUCUUGCAGCAACGAUGAGCAAUCGACGAAUAGCAGCAAUGUUUCCGACCAAGAGAUGGUUUCAUCCGCUGUGGGUGAAGGUUUCCGGCGUCCUUCAGUUGUCUUUACAUCAGCUUUGACGAAUAGGUCUACCUUGUCAAGUACUGUACCAUUUUGA
This is a messenger RNA of Phaeodactylum tricornutum CCAP 1055/1, 925 nucleotides long. RefSeq lists its product with no specific name. The record is from RefSeq and is a predicted model, not a curated record. Lineage: Eukaryota; Bacillariophyta; Bacillariophyceae; Surirellales; Neidiaceae. Bases 8 to 925 code for a protein of 305 amino acids. The transcript has a single exon.